AUGAGUUUGAUUCUGGUCAUUUUGAAAAUGAUGUUUCUUCCUUCAGAAAAUGACAGAAUGGAGUGAUUGUAUUUGUCUGAACUGUAUUUCAGGUGCACUGGAUCCUCUGAGCUGGACGUCUGAAGCGAUGAUCGCAAACAUAAUUGUGUUGCUGUAUUUGCCUGCGCUGUUGAUGGGCGCUGAUGUGGUCAAAUCAGAUUCUCCUCGUGUCAAAGAUUGCUCUGAUGUUUAUGCGAGGGGAUAUACUACCAGUGGUGUGUACACCAUCACCACAUUGGAUGGACCGGUGAAGGUCUACUGUGAGAUGGCAUCUGGUGGACUAAAUGAACAAGGAUACUGGACUGUGAUUCUCAGGCGACUGGAUGACGAGGUGAAUUUCUAUAGACCGUGGGACAGUUAUAAGUGGGGUUUUGGUAAUAAAGAAGGCGAAUACUGGCUGGGUUUAGAGUUUCUUCAUCAGCUGACGUGUAGGUAUCCAUAUAGACUCAGAGUAGAUGUGGAGGACUUUAAAGGGCAGAAGGCUUACGCUGUGUACAAGUCCUUCUCUGUGAGCGCUGAGGCUGAUGGGUACAGACUACAAGUGAGCGGCUUUGUAAAUAAAGGAGCAGGUGAUUCUUUGAGUUAUCACAAUUUAAUGAAGUUCACCACCUAUGACAAAGACCAAGAUAAUUCAGCUGAGAACUGUGCUAUAAAAUGUCAUGGAGGGUUUUGGUACAACAAUUGUUAUUUCACAAACCCCACUGGUCCCUAUUUGCGGGAGAAAGAAAGUGCAACAGUGGCUACUGGAAUCAACUGGUACUACUGGAAGAACAACUAUAAUUCUCUGAAGUCCAUCACCAUGAAGAUCAAACACGUGAAGUAAAGCAGGAGUUUCAGUCCUUUACAUAUGCUUUACAGCAGCUUACAUACAUGCAUAGAUGUGGAUAUUUCUUAAAAAAAAAGAGAUUAAACAAGUCCCUUGGUUUUUUAAAGAUUAAAAGUAUUUCACAAUAUCAAGAAAACUCAAAUAUGAAAUAGCUCCUUGUGUUGUAUGAAAAUAUAUAAAGAAAAAAUUGACAGGUUCCUGAAAAUCCCUUGUUCUCUUAACUAAAAAAAAAAAAAAACAUUUCUUCAUGCUUUUCUGCACUAGCAAAACCUCUGUGUCCCACUGCAGCAGCUGAAAUGACAUCUGU
Molecule: messenger RNA, 1172 nt
Organism: Labeo rohita (rohu)
Lineage: Eukaryota; Metazoa; Chordata; Actinopteri; Cypriniformes; Cyprinidae
Product: microfibril-associated glycoprotein 4-like
Exons: 5
Coding region: 50-862 (270 amino acids)
Biological process (GO): elastic fiber assembly
Source: RefSeq, a predicted model, not a curated record